Molecule: messenger RNA, 2214 nt
Organism: Diatraea saccharalis (sugarcane borer)
Lineage: Eukaryota; Metazoa; Arthropoda; Insecta; Lepidoptera; Crambidae
Source: the annotation of a GenBank genome assembly
AGUUUUCGGGCGAGGAGGUAGCGCAGUGUAGUAUUUUAUUGAACGGGCUACCUAAAAGUGAAAACAGAAAAAUGUCUAAGACGCUAUCAGCUUCCCAGGCCAAUAAAGAACAUGUUCUGGCCGUGUCCCGGGACUUCAUCUCCCAGCCCCGUUUGACUUACAAGACUGUGUCGGGUGUCAAUGGGCCGCUGGUUAUUCUUGAUGAAGUCAAGUACCCCAAGUUUUCGGAGAUUGUACAGCUGAAACUUGCAGAUGGCACGCUCCGGUCUGGUCAGGUGCUGGAAGUCAGUGGCUCCAAGGCCGUUGUCCAAGUGUUCGAGGGCACCUCGGGCAUCGAUGCGAAAAACACUCUUUGCGAGUUCACAGGCGAUAUUCUUCGCACACCUGUGUCAGAGGACAUGUUGGGCCGCGUUUUCAACGGCUCUGGAAAACCCAUUGACAAAGGGCCCCCAAUCCUAGCUGAAGAUUUCUUGGACAUCCAGGGUCAACCCAUCAACCCCUGGUCACGUAUUUAUCCCGAGGAAAUGAUCCAGACUGGUAUUUCCGCCAUUGACGUGAUGAACUCCAUCGCUCGUGGACAGAAGAUUCCGAUUUUCUCAGCCGCCGGUCUGCCGCACAACGAAAUCGCCGCACAAAUCUGUAGACAAGCUGGUCUUGUCAAGAUCCCCGGCAAAUCAGUUUUGGACGACCACGAGGACAAUUUCGCCAUAGUAUUCGCCGCUAUGGGUGUCAACAUGGAGACUGCUCGGUUCUUCAAGCAGGACUUCGAGGAGAACGGUUCUAUGGAGAAUGUGUGUCUGUUCUUGAACUUGGCCAACGAUCCUACUAUUGAGAGAAUCAUCACACCACGUUUGGCGCUUACUGCUGCUGAGUUCCUGGCUUAUCAGUGCGAGAAACACGUGUUGGUAAUCUUGACGGACAUGUCUUCGUAUGCUGAAGCUUUGCGUGAGGUGUCCGCCGCCCGUGAGGAAGUGCCCGGACGACGUGGUUUCCCAGGUUACAUGUACACGGAUUUGGCCACUAUCUACGAGCGUGCCGGACGUGUAGAAGGCAGGAACGGUUCGAUCACUCAGAUCCCCAUUCUUACUAUGCCUAACGACGACAUCACCCAUCCAAUUCCCGAUUUAACGGGUUACAUUACUGAGGGACAGAUCUACGUAGACCGUCAGCUUCACAACAGGCAGAUUUACCCGCCAGUGAACGUGUUACCGUCUUUGUCUCGUCUCAUGAAGUCCGCUAUCGGCGAGGGAAUGACGCGCAAGGAUCACUCCGAUGUCUCCAACCAGCUGUACGCGUGUUACGCCAUCGGUAAGGACGUGCAGGCGAUGAAGGCCGUCGUCGGCGAGGAAGCUCUCACGCCCGACGACUUACUCUACCUAGAGUUCCUCACCAAGUUCGAGAAGAACUUCAUUACCCAGGGUAACUACGAAAACCGCACAGUAUUCGAGUCUUUGGACAUCGGUUGGCAGUUGCUGCGUAUCUUCCCCAAGGAGAUGUUGAAACGUAUACCCGCGUCCAUCCUCGCAGAGUUCUACCCUCGCGACUCCCGUCACUAAAUUCCAUCCUAAUACGCUGACGAUAUCACUCACAGGUAUACUGAUUAGUCACUUUGUGAGUGACAAACCCAUACUCACGAUUUCUAUAAAAAUAAUAUUACUCAUUUUUGAGAAUUAUUUUUAUUGUUAUUACAUUUAUUGUCGUUUAAAAAUAGAUACAAUUUUAUAUGAAUAUAAUGGAUACAUUUUAUUAUACAUAUUUUAUUAGACUUUCUGUUUAUACAGGAAUAUUAAUGUGAGUGACAUUGUCAGCUAUCAGGAAAUACAAUGUGGAGCGAUGUUCCAAACGAUAUCGAAAAACUUGAUAUUAAAGAUGGAACAUCUCGUCAUACUAAUUUGUAAAAUAAUAUAUUGUUUAUUAUAAUAGUAAGUUGUUAAUAGUCUAAUGUGUAUUACUGUAUUACGAUCAAUAUUGAUGAUGAAAUCGAAAUCGCUAAAUAUGUCUGUAAUCAGCCAUUAUUCCGUCUUGUGUAUAUAAUUUCCUUUAACGAAAAUAGCAUAGGCCUGAAACAAAGAAAUUAUUAAAUCUUACAUAUAUUUUUAAUAGUUGCCAUUUUUUUUCGGUUUGUUGGUGCUUGUAAACACUUUUUUUAAUAACUGAUGCUAAUGCAUUAUAGUUUGUGCACUAAUUGUUAAGAUGUGUUCAAAUCUAAUUGAG